Molecule: messenger RNA, 2533 nt
Organism: Nannospalax galili (Upper Galilee mountains blind mole rat)
Lineage: Eukaryota; Metazoa; Chordata; Mammalia; Rodentia; Spalacidae
Gene: CUNH5orf15
Product: chromosome unknown C5orf15 homolog
Exons: 4
Coding region: 60-836 (258 amino acids)
Source: RefSeq, a predicted model, not a curated record
GCCUCUCUGACGUCCGGACGCAGCGCCUAGCAACCGCGCAGGCUCGGGCCGAGUCCGUUAUGGCCGCCGCUGCCCUGGGGAGGAUGAGCGGGGCCGCGCGAGCGAAGCCGCUUCCCGUGCCGGGCGCCGGGGACCGCGGAGGGCUGGUGCGGGCGCUGCUGCUGGCGCUGCUGCUGACUGCACCUGUGUUGUGCUAUGCUGAUCCGGACGAUACUGCAUAUAACCCAGAUACUUCUCCUCCAACUAUGAAUGAAGUGACCUCUAGAAACUACACCAAACUUGUUUCCCAGAUGAGCACGACUCUCCCUCCCCCAGCCAGUACAGGGAAGAGUGGAGGGGCAUCUGCAGCCCCCACGCCCUCUGCCACUCCUUCUGUGUCCGAGGAGGAUGCCGAGGGCAACGAGGACCCCAGCAUAGAGGAGGAGGAUCUUCUCACACUCAACAGCUCUCCUCCCCCAGCCAAAGACGCUCUGGACAAUGUAGAUUACGGAGAAGCAGACUACGACUGGACUACCAACCCCAGGGAUGAGGAGCCCGAGGAGGCUUUGGAAGAUAACGGGGGCUACGUGGGCAUUGAGGAGUCAGUGAAAACUCUGAAGCUGCCGUCCUCAGACAGGGAGGAAGAUAGUCAUUUCUUUCUCCAUCUUCUUGUCUUCGCUUUCUGCAUAGCUGCUGUUUAUGUUACGUACCACAACAAAAGGAAGAUUUUCCUCCUAGUUCAAAGCAGGAAGUGGCGUGAUGGCUUGUGUUCUAAAACGGUGGAGUACCAUCGUCUAGACCAGAACGUGAACGAGGCCAUGCCUUCCCUGAAGAUCACCAAUGAUUAUAUUUUCUAAAGCACUGUGGUUUGAGUUUGCUUAUUAAGUAAUUUUGUUUGCUUGACUUUAUAUGAUAGCGUGCAGAUGUCUUCCACAGGCAACUGGUACUUAAGUGAGAGGUGGCUCUCUCUUUUGCCUUGGUGCUUUGGGAACUAAAUGUCACAUACAAGGAGUAUAUAAUUUUUUAUCUAUACUUUAGAGCUGAAUUCAAUCAGGUGUCUGGAAUGUGCGUUAAACAUUACUUAUAUUUAUGUUUAGUGUUUUACUAUUUUCCAUUUGUUGUUCUGGAAGUAGUGCUACUUUUAAGAGAUGCUGAACCUGUAAUUAAAUCUAGCAAACCUAGCCCCAUCCACAUUUACUCUGUCGUCCAUACUGGCUUUCUCUCUUUAUUUUAUUGUGUAAGCUUUUGUUGUUUCUUGGAGACAGGGUCUCACUGUGUAGCCCUGGCUGGCUUGGAACUCCAUGUAGACCAGGCUGACCUUGAACUCACAGAGAUCUGCUUGCCUCUGCCAGCUGGAAUGCUGGGAUUAAAGGUGUGCAACACUAUGCCAGGCUGGCCUCAAACUCUUGAUCCUCUUGCCUCAGCCUCCCAAGUGCUGGCAUCACAGGUGUGCUCCACCUCACCAGUUCCAAAUAUUAUAUAUUAACACAAAUUUAUUUUCUUAUGGUCCCAAAUUUUAAUGUACAAGGAUAUUGUGAUAAUGCUUUGUAUUAAAGUAACAUUUUUUUUUUCCUCUCUCAAAACUGCUGUGAGGGGAGGUGAGAUGGGUCAGCAGAGGAUACCUGCUACCCAGCCUGGCAGCCUGAGCUCGAUCCUUGGGACUGCAUGGUGGAAGGAGAGAGCUGACUCCUGUAGGUUAUCCUCUGACCUCCACACGCAUGCCGUGUCAUGAGUGUGCCUCCAUACGUACGUAUCCGUUCGUGUGUGCACACACGCAGAGUAAAUGUAAUAAGGGGAAACCUGCUCUGGGGUAGACGGUUAGAACGCUGUGAGCCAGCGUGCUGCUGCUUAGUCCAGUCACGUGUCAGUGUGUCCAGAGGUCCUGGUAAAAGAGACUGCAGUUUGCAGUGAACACAGAUGAGGUUUUAGGUACCGUUUUUGGGUUGAAUUACUGAAUUAAAUUUAGAGUAGAAACUGGUAAAGUAUGAACAGUUAUUUUUAGUUAGCGAUCAGUUGUAGCACAAGUUCCAAAGUUUCAAAGAGCAAUUUAAAAUUUAUAGCAGAUUUUCUUUUCAGUCUGUUUCUUACUACACAGUGAAUCUGAUUUAGAGGCCAUUUUCACUUAGUCAUGCUGUAUUUCGGUCUUUCAAAUUAAAAGAAUAAUCUGAAUAAAAUUUGCAAACAGAAGACACGUGGAAUGACCUUCCUGCUGUCACGCCUUUUCAGCAACUGGAAAUGGUACUGUGUAUCAUGUUGGCUUGUUCUGUGUCAUAAAGAGUCUACAAGAAUGUGACUACGUCAUCUGAACUGUGCUUGACUUGCCAGCGUCACUGUAACUCUGGAGAGCCUGGGCAAGCCAGUGGCUGCUGCUCCAGGUCUGUGGGGGAAGCAGCGCUGUGGCCUGCCUCUUGGGGACAGCCGACUGAAGGGAGGCCACGCAGGGCAGUACACCUGAACUGUUUUAUUGCAGUAAUUUUUUUUUCAUAUCUGAAAUUGUAUUAUUUAAUAUUUUGAAUAAGAUUUAAGAAAUAAAUGGUAAAGAUAUACAGCCAUA